This is a messenger RNA of Trichomonas vaginalis G3, 305 nucleotides long. RefSeq names its product P-loop containing nucleoside triphosphate hydrolases family. Gene Ontology annotation, molecular function: DNA binding; hydrolase activity; ATP binding. The record is from RefSeq and is a predicted model, not a curated record. The annotation marks the transcript as partial. The transcript has a single exon. Lineage: Eukaryota; Parabasalia; Trichomonadida; Trichomonadidae.
AUGUUAGAAAAAAAGUUUGCUGACAUUGACAAGAAAUUUGAGAAUGUUUUAAACAAGAACAAGAGGAAGUUGGAAAAUGCUCAGAUAAAACCCAUACAUGACAAGUUCUUAUUUGCUCAGAAUGGUAUAACAGGUCUAAUUGCACCACCUGGGUCGGGUAAGACUUUCACUUAUCUUAAAAUGGCUGCACAACAACAAGAACUAGAUGAGAAGAACCCAUUCUAUGAGUUAGUUGUUAUUUGUAGUACUUCUGGUCAAUUCGAUCAAACCGUCAAUUCGUUCAAAGAUAUUAUAAAGAAGUCUAA